Molecule: messenger RNA, 1079 nt
Organism: Osmerus eperlanus (European smelt)
Lineage: Eukaryota; Metazoa; Chordata; Actinopteri; Osmeriformes; Osmeridae
Gene: bcl10
Product: BCL10 immune signaling adaptor
Exons: 3
Coding region: 301-1074 (257 amino acids)
Biological process (GO): positive regulation of extrinsic apoptotic signaling pathway; canonical NF-kappaB signal transduction; adaptive immune response
Cellular component (GO): cytosol; CBM complex
Molecular function (GO): kinase activator activity; transcription coactivator activity; NF-kappaB binding
Source: RefSeq, a predicted model, not a curated record
GAAUCAUGAACUGAAACGUGUCAUAGUUUGCGGACUUACGUAAACUCUUUGUGGAAUCAGGAAGUAAGUCCAACGGUUCCGUAUUUGAACAAAACCAGAGCCUGUUUAACUAAAGACAAAACGUUGAUAUUGGCGUAUCCGCAUUUUAACAAGUACAUCUGAAAGAGACGAAACUGAUUAGACAUCUUUAGUUUGGAGAGUGUACUGUUUGUGUAAAAAAAAUAGUUUGAUGAUAUAUUGAGAGUGCGGUACAUGCUCGGAAAACGAAUCUGAUACGUAAGUAGGUAGGGUACAGUAGAUAUGGAUACUCCUCCCCUGACAGAGGAUGAAAUGUCCGAAAUUAAAAAGGAAGUGCUGAUCAGGCUGCGGCCCUACCUCUGCGACAAGAUCAUUGCUGAUCGCCACUUUGACUACCUACGGGCCCGCAGGAUCCUGACACGGGAUGAUACAGAAGAGAUAUACUGUCGGAGCACGCAGAGAAAGAAGACGGGUAUGCUGUUGGACUUCCUGGCUGAGAACCCCCGGGGCUUGGACACCCUCAUUGAGUCCAUCCAACUCUGUCGCUCCCUCAACCACAUCAUCACCAAGAUUACUGAUGAGGUGCAGAAAGUGAAGAAUGAGAGGAUAGAAGCUCUGAGAGCGUCUGCCUCCAGUUCCUCAUCUGGUUACCUUCCAAUGAAAGGGGCGUCCAAUGACCUCUCCAGGACAUUGUCAUAUGAAUCAAACCUGCCAUCGACUAUGCUAUUCCACCCCGAAGGUGAAGGGAGCAACUCCACAUCAGAUGCUACAGGGUCCCUCAAGCUGCCCUCUGCAUCAAGUCGAGCGGACUCUUCAUCCAUGGGAGGGGGCAGCGUGACAGUGUCCUCAUCUACGGCCUCGUCCAGCCUACCCAGGCCUGGAGACCCAGGGGCUCCCCCCCUGCCGGAGGAGCUGUUGGCUGAGCCCUCUGCUAGCAUGGAUGCUGGGGCACAGAGCACAAGCAGUGCAGGAGAUGCCAACUUCCAGCCCUUGCGCUCACGCUCCCUCACUCCACACAGGGACAUCUCUCCAUGCCAAUUAUAUAAUUCGCAGUGAGGCUC